GGAGCAAAAAGCUUGUGCGUCUGGCUGUCUCCGGCCGGCCGGGCUUGUCGUACGUCCUCCAAUCCGUUGACGGUCAGGCCCUCUAGCUUUUGCUCGGUGUUCUGGAGACAGAGCGAGAGAGAGAGAGAGAGAGAGAGGUAGACGGAGAUGGAGUGCCUGCUGGGGCUGCUCAAGGUGCGGGUGGUGCGAGGAGUGCACCUGGCAAUCUGCGACCCGCUCACCCACAGCAGCGACCCCUACGUCGUCCUCCGCCACGGAAAGCAGAAAGUGAAAUCAAGUAUAAAAUACCGCACGAUCAACCCAGAAUGGAACGAGGAGCUCACCCUGUCCAUCACGAACAUGAUGAACCCGGUCAAGAUUGGACUCUUCGACCACGACACGUUCACCAAGGACGACAGCAUGGGCAACGCCGAGUUCUGCAUCCUCAACUUCGUGGAGAUCGCGAAGCAGGACCUGAGCGACGUCCCCGACGGCACGGUGAUAAAGACGAUCCGCCCGGAGAAGGGCAGCUGCCUCGCCACCGAGAGCCACAUCACGUGGAAGGACGGCAAGGUCUCCCAGGACAUGGUGCUCAAGCUCAGGGACACCGAGACCGGAGAGCUCGUCCUGCACCUCACCUGGGUCAACAUCCCAGGCGUCGCGAUGUGAAUCCCCUGCUGCAUGAGGCGGCGACGCCUGCCCAGCUGGUUUUACUACACUAAAUAUAUACGAUUAUACGAUAUGAAGUCUGUAAAUGUGGCUCCGUACGUUUACCAGGUAUUGGCAAACAAGGAGACCCUUGCAUGCGUGUCUUGCUUGUUUGCAGUUAGCUUAGCUCACGCUACUGGGACUGGGAGCAAUGCCUGUGCUCAGCUUUUGCUUCUGCGGGGAAAUGCAUUUGUUCUCAACAUCUGUGAAGCUAUUCCAUACUGCAGC
This is a messenger RNA of Zea mays, 915 nucleotides long. RefSeq names its product GTPase activating protein. NCBI's taxonomy places the organism in Eukaryota, Viridiplantae, Streptophyta, Magnoliopsida, Poales, Poaceae. Bases 148 to 648 code for a protein of 166 amino acids. The record is from RefSeq and is marked validated. The transcript is spliced from 3 exons.